UCAAUCCUUGGAAGCUCCAUUACUUGCGAAGCUGCAGGCAAGAACAGAUCUCUGAACCUACAGAGUACUGUUCCUGCUAGUUAUGCAGUUUCAAGCUAUCUCCGCGUGCGCUCUAUGGCCGAGGGUGGUCAAAAGAAGCAACCAACAACUGUAACAAAAGCCUCAAAGAAUCCACAGCCAGCUGCAACUCCUUCACCUUCACCUCCUCCCCCUUCUCCUAAGUUUUCGGAGGUGUUUGCAUUCAGUGGACUAGCUCCAGAGAGAAUCAACGGCAGGCUGGCAAUGGUGGGCUUCGUUGCCGCUCUGGCAGUUGAACUAUCUAAGGGACAAGAUGUGUUUGCUCAGAUAUCCAAUGGCUCCGGAGUCCCAUUGUUCAUCGGCACAAGUGUUUUGCUAUCAGUGGCAUCCUUGGUUCCUCUAUUGAAAGGAGUGAGCGUGAAGUCCAAAUCCGACGGGAUCAUGACCUCAGAGGCAGAGCUCAUAAAUGGAUGGUUGGCCAUGUUGGGUCUUGUAGCUUUGGCCUUCACCGAAUAUGUGACUGGUCGAACCCUAGUGUAG
Messenger RNA from Rosa chinensis, 558 nucleotides. Its product is annotated as early light-induced protein 1, chloroplastic. The coding region runs from base 115 to 558 and encodes 147 amino acids. The record is from RefSeq and is a predicted model, not a curated record. Lineage: Eukaryota; Viridiplantae; Streptophyta; Magnoliopsida; Rosales; Rosaceae. The transcript has 2 exons.